Messenger RNA from Cervus elaphus (red deer), 949 nucleotides. RefSeq names its product translation initiation factor IF-2-like. NCBI's taxonomy places the organism in Eukaryota, Metazoa, Chordata, Mammalia, Artiodactyla, Cervidae. The record is from RefSeq and is a predicted model, not a curated record. The transcript has 6 exons. Bases 1 to 777 code for a protein of 258 amino acids.
AUGGGGCAGUACCCAGGAACCUGUGGCGCCAAGAUAUACAUUUACAGCGUUUUGCAGCGCCUAGUCUGUAGCGGGAAGGCUGUGUCCGUGGCCGGCUCUUUGAUUUCACAUUAUCUGCUUUUGACGACGCCCCCCCGCCCCCACCCCGGGAGGCCGCGCGGCUCUCCGCGUGGGGGGACCGAGAGUCCGGCAAGCAGUUUCCGCAGCGCCAAACCCGCGAGGGCGCCGCGCGGCGUCCCCGAGGGCGCACGGGCCCACGGAAGGAGUUUCGCGCGGGGUUGGCGGGUAGCACUGCCUGAGCCGGGUGCCCCAGGACACACGCCGGGGCCGGAGCCCGGAAGCACCGGGAGCGCGCGGGGCGGGGCGCUGGGCGGCGGGACCUGCCGGACCCGCGCGCGGGGCGGGGCCGGAGCAGCCCGGCCCCCUGGCCUUUGCCGCGCAGCCACCUCCAGGGUGGCGCAGGAAGGCAGGACCACAGCCCGGCUAGACUCCACUUGGUCUGGACACCACUGCCUAACACGGCGUAGGAGUCAACAGUUAACACCUCAUCCAUCAGAUCUGAUCCCAACCUCGACUGGCUUUCCAGGUUCCCCAGGCCACAAGACUUCCCCAGGCCUCCUCAGGGUCCCACACCCUAUGGACCCACGGGCUGGUUUUUCUGGUUUGUUCCUCCAGGGCAAUUUGCAUAUUUCUCCGAAGAACUUCCAAGAAGCUGGACAGCCUGUUUUCAGACUUAGAGAGAAGGGAAACCCAAGGUUGCUUCUUGAAAUCUGGUGACUUGGAAGAGUUGUUAUUAUUCUGGGGAUACUAAGCCUUUGUGAUAAACACAUUUGAAAAUAUCUCCCGGAGACCUGAGCUAAGAUGGUGGAGGAAUAGGAUGGGGAGACCACUUUCUCCCCUACAAAUUCAUCGAAAGAACACUUGAACGCUGAACAAACUUCACAAAACA